Molecule: messenger RNA, 957 nt
Organism: Daldinia decipiens
Lineage: Eukaryota; Fungi; Ascomycota; Sordariomycetes; Xylariales; Hypoxylaceae
Exons: 1
Coding region: 1-957 (318 amino acids)
Source: RefSeq, a predicted model, not a curated record
AUGGAUGCUCUAUAUUUCGAUACAUUUGGCGAAUGUCCGAUCGAUAGCUCUAUCCCGACCGAUGUCCAAAGCGGUUACUCGUCUUGUUCUGAAUCAGAAGGCACUCCUUGUCCUAGAUGUCUAAGAACGCGCGGAAAGCUUUGCCGGAAAUGCAAACUUAGGUUGCGCGCUCGUAGUGGUGUCAAAGGGAACGCAAAAUCAUCGUUAGAAAUCGUCUCAAGCCAGAAAUCAAAUAUAUCAGAUGACUAUACCGCGGGGCAGCAUCUAGAAAGCUUCGGCCUAUCGAAGUUAAAGAUGCCGCACAUGAUUCCAUCAGAUAACUCGCUUGCAAAACAUGGAGAGCCUGCAGAAGUUAGCGGAGAAGAGACGUCGCACUAUAUGAUGUGGGAAGAGAGCAACCGCGAAGGUUAUAAGAGACGAGCCAACAGAAACCUGGGUUAUAACAAAUGCCAGGAAUGGGAGCACGUAGACUAUGUGGAGUCGAGCUAUAGCAGAUACCAAGAAUGGAGUUAUAGCAAGUAUGAAGAAUGGCAUCAACGGGACUACAGAGAAUGCUGGCGCAGCCAACAUGAAUACCGGCCAAGGCGAUAUAGCGAGCGUAUUUACUUCAUUCAGGGAAGAGCACUACAGCCAUGUCAGAUCCGGUCGAUUAAACUAGGCGUUGAUCGCGACGAGCCACGCUACAUGGCCGAGAUAUGGCAAUAUACUUCUGGCAAGCGAGCGUCAAGUACGCAUUUGGUACUUUACGGCCUGCAAAGCUGCGGGAUAUUAACAUUGCCAUAUGGCAGCAGAGUGUAUGCUGGGCAGCGAAAGCUAUACCUCGAAACCUCUACCAGCUAUCAUUGGUUUAUAUUUUCGAGAUGGGCUGUAAGGACGUGUGUAAGGAUUGUCGCAAUUGCCUACGCACUCUAUUGGUACAGAAAAUUCCCCGAACCUGUGCUGGAGGAACUGGAUUAG